Molecule: messenger RNA, 123 nt
Organism: Dentiscutata erythropus
Lineage: Eukaryota; Fungi; Glomeromycota; Glomeromycetes; Diversisporales; Gigasporaceae
Source: the annotation of a GenBank genome assembly
AUGAUAGUAGUAAAUUUAACAUCUCAAAAUCCAAUUGAAAACCAAUUAAAUGCAUAUUUAGAGCUUAAUGAUUUGAAUAUCUUAACUGAGGAAAUGUUUGAUGAUUCUGAAAUUAUCAAAGUU